This is a messenger RNA of Indicator indicator, 1110 nucleotides long. RefSeq names its product dehydrogenase/reductase 7C (gene DHRS7C). Gene Ontology annotation, biological process: regulation of release of sequestered calcium ion into cytosol by sarcoplasmic reticulum. Lineage: Eukaryota; Metazoa; Chordata; Aves; Piciformes; Indicatoridae. Gene Ontology annotation, molecular function: all-trans-retinol dehydrogenase (NAD+) activity. The transcript has 7 exons. The record is from RefSeq and is a predicted model, not a curated record. Bases 78 to 1013 code for a protein of 311 amino acids. Gene Ontology annotation, cellular component: sarcoplasmic reticulum membrane.
CUAAAGCUGUAACACAAAACAGUCACCUAAAUCCAUAAGAAUGUUUUCUCUGUUCCUGGAACCUUCCUGGUCAUAAGAUGGGAGUCCUUGCUGUACUUGCUCUUCCAUUGCUUCUCUUAGGGCUCAGUGGGAUCAUUUAUAUUUACCAGACAGUCAGAUGGCUACUGGCCAAGCCAGCUGCACAAAACAAGGUGGUGGUGAUCACAGAUGCCAUCUCUGGACUGGGCAAGGAAUGCUCUCGAGUCUUCCACACAGGAGGAGCAAGGCUGGUGCUGUGUGGCAGGACGUGGGAGAAGCUGGAAGCUUUGUAUGAUGCUUUAAUUAGUGUGGCAGAUCCCAGCAUGACCUAUGCACCAAAGCUCAUUCUUCUGGAUAUCUCAGACAUAAACUGCAUUCGAGAUGUAGCUAAAGAAAUCUUGAACUGCUAUGGCUGUGUGGAUAUCCUGAUCAACAAUGCAAGCAUGAAGGUGAAAGGGGCAGUGCAGAGCAUCUCCUUGGAACUUGAUAAGAAGAUAAUGGAUGCCAACUAUUUUGGACCUAUAACAUUAACCAAAGCCAUUCUUCCCAACAUGAUCUCCAGAAGAACUGGCCAAAUUGUUCUAAUUAAUAGCAUCCAAGGAAAAAUAGGAAUCCCAUUUCGUGCAGCUUAUGCUGCUUCUAAGCAUGCUGCUGUUGGCUUUUUUGACUGCCUGAGAGCUGAAAUGGAAGAGUUCAACAUUUCUGUCAGCACUGUGAAUCCAACCUUCAUCUGCUCCUACCAUCACCCACCCCCAUCUGCCAACUGGGAGGAAUCUAUGUGGAAAUUCUUUUUCAGGAAGGUUUCCUAUGGCGUGCACCCAGUGGAGGUGGCAGAGGAGGUCUUGCACACAGUAAGCAGGAAGAAGCAGGAGGUGCUGAUGGCCAACCCCAUCCCCAGGGUAGCAGUUUACAUUCGAACCUUCUUCCCUGACCUCUUUUUUGCCAUUGUUGCCUCAGGGAUCAGGGAGAAGCUGAAGGCAAAAGAGGAAAAUUAAUUUAGUUUGGUUCUCUUCUCCUGUUUUUGCUCUGCUAAAACCAAGUUUCUGUUUCAAAUGUCAAUGGAUUCUGCUUCUCAGUGUGGGUACAAUAAAG